AUGGGGGCGCACCCUUACUUGCCGGCGGGCCUGGACCUCCCGGGCUACGUGCCGCUGCGCCUCUCGCAGCUCGAGAUCGUCGGGCCCUACCUCGGCGCCUCCCUCUUCGUCCUCACCGCCGUCUGGCUCCUCUCCGGGAGGUGCGGCAGGCUGUCCAAGGCCGACCGGCUGCUCAUGUGCUGGUGGGCGUUCACCGGCCUCACCCACCUGCUCAUCGAGGGGCCAUUCGUCUUCACCCCAGAUUUCUUCACCAAGAGCAACCCCAAUUUCUUCGACGAAGUCUGGAAGGAGUACAGCAAGGGUGACUCCAGGUACGUCGCCAGGGACACCGCCACCCUCACCGUCGAAGCCAUCACCGUUGUGCUAGAAGGGCCAGCAUCGCUGCUCGCAGUCUAUGCUAUUGCAUCACGGAAGUCGUACAGCCAUAUCCUCCAAUUUACUGUGUGUCUGGGUCAGCUCUAUGGAUGCAUUGUCUACUUCGCUACGGCCUACUUGGAUGGCUUCAACUUUUGGGCCAGUCCAUUCUACUUCUGGGCAUAUUUCAUCGGCGCAAACAGUUCAUGGGUUGUGAUACCACUACUGAUCGCCAGAAGGAGCUGGAAGAAGAUCUGUGUAGCGAUUCAUCAAGCUGAGAAGGUGAAGACUAAGUAGCAAUGCCUGCAAUAGACGGUGUUUGACUGCAACCAAGACCCACUGCGCUAUAUGCAAAACAUUAUUUGCUGAAAUUGUUUUAUUCUUACAAGAAAUCUUGCGUGUGAUCUGUACUUUUUUGCAAACUACAUCGUACCA
Molecule: messenger RNA, 789 nt
Organism: Lolium rigidum
Lineage: Eukaryota; Viridiplantae; Streptophyta; Magnoliopsida; Poales; Poaceae
Product: probable 3-beta-hydroxysteroid-Delta(8),Delta(7)-isomerase
Exons: 4
Coding region: 1-651 (216 amino acids)
Biological process (GO): sterol biosynthetic process
Cellular component (GO): endoplasmic reticulum; membrane
Molecular function (GO): steroid Delta-isomerase activity; C-8 sterol isomerase activity; cholestenol delta-isomerase activity
Source: RefSeq, a predicted model, not a curated record